AUGGAUGGAAGGGGAGACAUUGUUCGCAGUGACAUUGCCCUGGAUAAGCAGAAAGGCUGUAAGAUCGCCCAGCAUCCUGACAUAAUGUUGGAGCUACAGAGGGAAAAGGCAGCUCAGAUGCACUUGGUUUUGUUAAAGGAGCAGUUUUCAAACACAUACAGCAACCUCACACUAACAGCCAGGUCUCUAGACAAACUCUAUAACUUUGCUGACUGCUCUGGCCUUCACCUGAUCUUUGCACUGAAUGCUCUGCGCCGAAAUCCCAAUAACUCUUGGAACAGCUCCAAUGCACUCAGCCUGCUGAAAUACAGUGCCAGCAAGAAAUAUAACAUCUCCUGGGAGCUAGGCAAUGAGCCCAAUAACUACCGGACCUUGAUUGGCCGCUCAGUGAAUGGCAGCCAGCUGGGGAAGGACUACAUUCAGCUGAGGAGCCUGCUGCAGCUCAUCCGUACCUAUUCCAGAGCAAACCUCUAUGGGCCGAACAUUGGGAGACCCAGGAAGAAUGUCAUGGCUCUCUUGGAAGGGUUCAUGAAAGUGGCUGGCAGCACAGUGGAUGCUGUUACCUGGCAACAUUACUACAUCGAUGGCCGAGUGGCCAAAGUGACCGACUUCCUGAAAACACGCCUGCUAGACACACUGUCCGACCAGAUCAGGAAAAUCCAGAAAGUUGUGAACACAUACACACCAGGCAAGAAGAUCUGGCUGGAAGGCGUCGGUGCUACCUCUGCUGGAGGCAUGAACAACCUCUCCGAUUCCUAUGCGGCCGGGUUCCUGUGGCUGAACACACUGGGCUUGCUGGCCAGCCAAGGCAUUGAUGUAGUGGUGCGGCACUCCUUCCUUGACCAUGGCCACAACCACCUGGUGGACCAGAACUUCAACCCCCUGCCGGACUACUGGCUGUCCCUGCUGUACAAGCGACUCAUCGGACCCAAGGUGCUGGCCAUCCACGUGGCCGGUCUGCAAAGGAAGCCCCGGCCGGGCAGGGUGAUCCGUGACAAGCUCCGCAUUUACGCCCACUGCACCAGCUCCCACAACCACAACUACGUGCGGGGCUCCAUCACCUUGUACAUCAUCAACCUGCAUCGCUCUCGGAAGAAAAUCAAGCUGGCGGGGACGCUGCGGGAUAAGAUCGUCCACCAGUACCUGCUGCAGCCCUACGGCAAAGAUGGGCUGCACUCCAAGUCAGUGCAGCUCAACGGGCAGCCUCUGGCCAUGGUGGACGACGGGACCCUCCCCGAGCUAAAGCCCCGGCCGCUGAGGGCCGGCCGCACGCUGGUCAUCCCCCCGCUGACCAUGAGCUUCUACGUGGUCAAGAACGUGAACGCGUUGGCCUGCCGCUACCGAUAGCCCGCGGCCCGCAACGGACCCACCGCUCGCUCCCCGGGACGCGCCGCUCCUCGGCAGCACGGCGCGGGCACCGCAUCGCACCUGCUCCCCAACGCCCGGACGCCC
This is a messenger RNA of Meleagris gallopavo (turkey), 1452 nucleotides long. NCBI's taxonomy places the organism in Eukaryota, Metazoa, Chordata, Aves, Galliformes, Phasianidae. The record is from RefSeq and is a predicted model, not a curated record.